Molecule: messenger RNA, 984 nt
Organism: Penicillium daleae
Lineage: Eukaryota; Fungi; Ascomycota; Eurotiomycetes; Eurotiales; Aspergillaceae
Product: enoyl-CoA hydratase/isomerase family protein
Exons: 1
Coding region: 1-984 (327 amino acids)
Molecular function (GO): catalytic activity
Source: RefSeq, a predicted model, not a curated record
AUGCUUCUCAAGGCUGUUGUCGUUCUUGGCUUCCUAUCCCUAUGGCGUUCUGUCGUAUGGGCCUCUCUAGUCCAAGACAAUAGCACAUUCGCUGGACCAAUCCCAAGCAUCCACAACCCUACUAGCGCCAGCACUGGUAGUAUUGAGCCGGUAACAAGCAUAUUUCCCCAUGGCACAAUCUCCACAAUCCGAACACCGGGCAGCAACAUCACCCGUGCAAUCUUCUCCAAUGGUCCUAUCAAUAUUAUGAAUUGGCCAAUGAUCCAGGACUUGCAAAACCUGACUACCUCUCUUUACAACCAAUCUCAUACAAAAGUCGUGAUCUUGGAGAGUGCAAACCCAAGUUUCUUCAUCGCCCAGCUCAGCCUCCUUGAGCACGAUGGCUGGCCUACCCCUACAGAACAAACGAAGACAUUUAUUAACGCCGCCCACGACAUCAGUACACUCCCUGUGAUCUUCAUCGCCAGUAUUGCGGGCCGUGCGCGUGGUGCGGGAAAUGAGCUUAUACUACAAUGUGACGUGCGCUAUGCGGCGAGAGGGCGCACGUUCCUUGGCAACUUCGAAACAGCCAUAGGGCUGGUUCCUGGCGCUGGUGGCAUCGCAUAUCUCGCCUCCUUAGUAGGCCGCGCAAAGGCAUUCGAAUACGUUCUGUCGGGGCGGGACAUUGAUGCCGAUACCGCAGAGCGGAUCGGAUGGGUGAACCACGCUAUUGAUUCUUAUGAUCUGGAUGGGGUCGUGAGGGCAUUUGCGGAGCGAUUGGCACUGUUUCCAGUCCAGGCAUUGGCAACGGCAAAGAAACGAAUCAACGAGAUGACUCUUGUGCCGCCGGAUCAGGUAUGGGCGGAUUAUAAUGCGUGGGUGCCGCUUGUUGGCAAGCCAUUCUCGGCGCCCUUGGCCAGUAGGGAGAUGAUGCUUUCAACGAAUGAGAGCUUUGGAGAGUAUCAGUUGUAUGAGGGAGACGAAGUACUCAGGGUUUACGAAUAA